CUAUCCACAUCCGGUAAACAUGGCAACGAGCGGCAGGCAGCAGUUGCUGUUUCAAGACGUUUUUAGAGGCCGAGAUAAGGGUUUUAAAGGAUAUCUGACGGCCGAAGAAUUGUGGAAUCUGUACGGUGAGCUGAGAACGGGAGAGUUGAGUUUACAACAAGUUGUAGCUUCAAUAGAGUUUAUAUGUGCUGGUAAUACAUGCGAUCCGGACGAAUUUCUGGAUUGUUUGAAGGAAAUGGAUCGUCGGUAUGCUCUUGUUCAAGAUCUUCGUUGGGAGUUUUGUUUGCUUGCUAACAAUGGAGAGACAAUAUCAGAAUCUCAAGCACUCUUUCUAAUGAAAGCUGUUCACAAUGAGCUGUUUUCUCAGAAACGUUGGGAUCAAUUUGUUUCUAAACGAAUAAGAACAGGCGGAUGGGGAGUUACUUUUGAUGAAAUUGAGGUGGAGCUUUGUAACAUUCCAGACAGAGAGUUUAUUGAGUGGGAGAAGGAGAUGGAGCGCAAAGCAAGAGAAGAAGCUGCUCAGCGUGAAGAGGAAGAAAGAAAGAGAAAAGAACGAGAAGAAGAAGAGAAAAGAAGAAAGGAAGAGGAAAGGUUGAGGAAACUGAAGGAAGAACAGAUAAGGAAAGAAGAGGAAGCAAAGAAACGAAGACAAAAAGAAGAACUGGAACAGAGGAAACAAGAGGACGCAGCACGAAGAGAGCAAGAGGAAAGAGAAAGAAAAGAGGCAGAAGAAAGACGAGCAAAGGAAGAGGAGGAAAUGAAACAGAAACAGCAGAAAGAAGAAGAGGAACGAUUAAGACAAGAAGAAGAAGCUCAUCUAGCUGAUGAACAGGCUGCUGAGGAUGAACGACGAAAAGCAGAGGAAGAACAAAAGCAGAGGGAAGAAGAAGAAAGAGAAAAACUGGAGCAGCAGAAACGGCUGGAGGAGCAAAGAAAACUCGAGGAGCAGCAAAGGAAGGAAGAAGAAGAAGCAAGACAUGCUGAAAGUUUAGCAGAAGCUGCUGCUAAGGCAGAAGCUGCUGCUGCAGAGGAAGUUGCUCGUGCUGCCGAAGAAGCAGCAAAGGCAGAAACUGAAGAAGAGAAGCGUAAAGCCAAAGAAGUAGAAUUAGCAGCAAAGAAGAGACUACGUGUAGAGAAAGCCAAGAAGAUAAACCACAACUUGGAAGGUGCCAUUAAAUCAAGAAAGAUUGAACGACUGGAACCUGCUAUCAAAGAAGCUGAGAAAGGCAAAGAAGAUCAACUGGAAGAAUUGAAUGAGAAGAAGCUUGAAGAAGCAAAGAAAUUACUUGAACAGUUACAAACAGCCAAGAACUUGAACAACGCAGUAGGACGGAGAAAAAUUGAUGCUUUGGAGGAUGCAAUGAAGGCAGUGAAACGUGCAGGAUAUGAGGUGGAGUUGGCUAGAGAAAUGACUGAAGCUAGUGUUUUGCUGACGAAGCUGAAGAGAUUGGAACAACUGAAGAAGGAGGUUCUCAAUCUUGAUGGUCGAACUAUUGCAGAGCUUAAGAGUUACUCCAAUCCUCCAAAAGCAGUUCACGAUGUGAUGAUUGCGACAUUUCUUGUGUUGGGUCAUCCAGAGAAAGUGACACGGAAAUGGCCUUCAGUACAAGCUUUAAUCGGGAAGACGGGAAAAGAAAGUCUGAAGAGACGAGUCGGUGAGUGUGAAGCAGACAAAAUUAAACCGGAAGUUUGCUCUCGAAUUGAAGAUCUUCUCAAGCAAUAUGAUUUGCAACGUGUAACAGAAGUGAGUAGAGGAGCAGCUGUUUUCUACGUUUGGGUGCUUGGAAUGGUAGAGGAAACGAAAGCAAUAACUACAUGAGUCUAGAACGUGACGAUUUGUAGCUAGUAGAAAUUGACUAUCAAGAUUGCUGCUUACUGUGACUAUUCAAUCAACUUAAUUAAUUAACUUGAUGUAUCCACAACCCAUAGGUUGACAAGCCACUGGCUGAUAGAUUUUGUUUAAUUAAUUAGUUACAUAUAUUUAUAAUUUGAAAUUAACAUCUUACCGGUAGUUAUAAUUAUCUAAGCAAACAAUUACUGA
Molecule: messenger RNA, 2041 nt
Organism: Corticium candelabrum
Lineage: Eukaryota; Metazoa; Porifera; Homoscleromorpha; Homosclerophorida; Plakinidae
Product: trichohyalin-like
Exons: 7
Coding region: 20-1819 (599 amino acids)
Biological process (GO): cilium movement involved in cell motility
Cellular component (GO): dynein complex; 9+2 motile cilium
Molecular function (GO): minus-end-directed microtubule motor activity; dynein intermediate chain binding; dynein light intermediate chain binding
Source: RefSeq, a predicted model, not a curated record